Marasmius oreades (fairy-ring Marasmius) is the source of this 240-nucleotide messenger RNA. RefSeq lists its product as uncharacterized. The transcript is spliced from 3 exons. NCBI's taxonomy places the organism in Eukaryota, Fungi, Basidiomycota, Agaricomycetes, Agaricales, Marasmiaceae. The record is from RefSeq and is a predicted model, not a curated record. The coding region runs from base 1 to 240 and encodes 79 amino acids.
AUGACUGGGAUGACCAUUGUUGCGAGAGCUUGGGGAAUUCAUGUGAAUGCAUUAGGAUUAGCCGGAACGGUCAAAUCGAAAUGUAACCGGACGCCUGCUGUCGAUCACUUCACCGGUGUUGGCGAACCUGAACCCGACGCCGAACCAGAAGUUCCCGCCUCGUCUUUGAACUCGAAGAAAAAGCAGAAGUUCAUAGGAAGUGCUGUCAGCACACCCAUCGCAUCGUCCCCCUACACCUGA